ACAUGAAGGUCGCAAGUAGGUUUUUCAUAAAAUAUAUGUAAUUUAUUUGACAUCUGCUAUCUCAUUAAACACAUAAGAAAGUCAACGUCGAAGAUUUCAAACUAGCGGGAAAGAUAUUCAACUUUAAGUUUCCAACUGCAUGAAGCCUUGAUGGCACUAUCAGGAUGGAUCUGUGUGGUGACUGGUGCUUCCAGAGGAAUUGGAAGAGGUAUUGCCCUUCAGUUAUCUGAGGCUGGUGCUACAGUGUACAUUACUGGUCGACAGGAGAAAACUCUGAAGCAGACAGCAGCAGAGGUGACAGAGAGAGGUGGCCGGUGUCUCCCAGUGGUCUGUGACUCAUCUAAAGAGGAUGAAAUCAAGGAACUGUUUGAACGUGUCCGGCGUGAGCAAAGUGGCAGACUUGACUUGUUAGUGAAUAACGCCUAUGCAGGUGUACAGGCUAUCAUGGACAACUUGAACAAGAAAUUCUGGGAGGUGGAUCCAGAUAUUUGGGACACAAUCAACAACACUGGACUCAGGGGUCACUAUUUCUGCUCAGUGUAUGCUGCUCGGAUGAUGGUUGCUCAGGGCAAAGGCUUGAUUGUGUUCAUAUCAUCCAUGGGUGGUCUGCGCUAUCUCUUCAAUGUAUCCUAUGGGGUCGGCAAAGCUGCAUGUGACCGAAUGGCAGCGGACAUGGCAAUAGAGCUGAAGAAGAAAGGUGUGGUUUCUGUAAGCCUCUGGCCAGGGGCAGUUCAGACAGAGUUAAUUAAUCAGUAUAUGUCUCGUGGUGAGGGUCCUCUAGGAUUUGAUCCUAAAUUAAAGGAAGUGUUCAGUAAGGGUGAGACGACAGAGUUUAGUGGACGAUGUAUAGUUGAGCUGGCCAAAGAUAAAAGUCUGAUGUCAAUGACUGGGCAAGUGUUGAUGACCUGUGACCUCGCUCACCGCUAUGGACUUAAGGAUGUUGAUGGUCGCAGUGUAGUGGACUACACCUCUCUGAAGUUCCUCAUUUCCCAGAUACCCUAUGUGUCCUGGCUGUCCGUAUUCACUCCUUCAUUUAUCAGAGUGCCUCGUAUCAAUCAUAAUCUCAUCAUUGGCAAAAUCCAAAAAGUCUCAGUGACAUUUGUAAUCCUGUCAUUUUUUUUUUUCCAAAAUUUUUUUUUUCUAAUGUCCAUCUUUAAAAAUGAGUAAAGCAUUGAUUAAAAUUCCAGUAGCUGAGUCUGGAAGACACUUAAUGCACAGUUCAUCAGCAUA
Cyprinus carpio (common carp) is the source of this 1230-nucleotide messenger RNA. RefSeq names its product dehydrogenase/reductase 1 (gene dhrs1). The record is from RefSeq and is a predicted model, not a curated record. Lineage: Eukaryota; Metazoa; Chordata; Actinopteri; Cypriniformes; Cyprinidae.